This is a messenger RNA of Botrytis porri, 951 nucleotides long. RefSeq lists its product as uncharacterized. The transcript has a single exon. Lineage: Eukaryota; Fungi; Ascomycota; Leotiomycetes; Helotiales; Sclerotiniaceae. Bases 1 to 951 code for a protein of 316 amino acids. The record is from RefSeq and is a predicted model, not a curated record.
AUGAACGGAAAUCACUCGAAUAGGAACCGCUCGACCGGGAACCUCUCGAAUGGGAAGUCAUCGAAUGGCAAUCGAUCAAACGGUAACCGCUCCAACAAGAACAGCUCAAACGGGAACUCUUCGAAUGUGAACCGCUCAAAGGGGAACCUCUCGAAUGAGAACAUCUCGAAUGGGUCGUCGCAUAGCUCAGCACCCCAAACUGAUUGGAAGAAUUUAUUCCAGAUCAAGAAAAGUUGGCUCGAGAAAUGUCAAGCCGAAUUGCAAGAUUCACAGUUAAAAUGCUUGCAAGCCCAAGAGCAACGUCAAGAGCAACGUCAAGAAUUGCAGGAAAGCUACAAGGAACUCCACAUGGCAUGGCAAAAUCUGUGGACAGUGCAAGAAAGAGAUUGGCAACUCCGGGCGGAAUCCGCCAGAGCUUAUCAUGAAUUUCAAACGGCAUACGAAGAAGAAAGAAAACAUCGACCCCAAACUGAACAAGCACGAAAAAUAUUUCACAACAUGUUACAGAGAGUUUUGCAGUUAGGGAAUGGAACGGCACAAAAUGCAGCGGGAGAUUCGAACCCUUUCAAUACCCAUAUCGGUCGCAACCACUUCGAAACUUUAGUGCAGCUCACGGUGCCAAACCAAUCUCCGCCUUCACGGCCUACACUCAACCCAGCAGCACCUGUGUUUUCGAAGCCUCGUGAUGAUACUCGUGCUCACUCUGCUGACUCGGCGUAUCAAUCUUCUUCAUCACAGGAGGGGGGAAGUGGAGAUGAACCUGAGACGUCCAAUGAUUUAGGUACCGUGAACAGCAGCGAUAUCACAUCACCACCCACACCGCCCACACCACUGACUCCAACUCAAACACUAUUCAGAAUUCCACUGAUGCUACCCAAAUUUCCUCGCCGCCAUAAUUCAGACUCUUACCUGACUGAGAUGCGAGCGGGCAGAGCUUCUACUCCAGAAUAA